Sodiomyces alkalinus F11 is the source of this 3477-nucleotide messenger RNA. RefSeq names its product rho-type GTPase-activating protein. Gene Ontology annotation, cellular component: cytoplasm. The coding region runs from base 1 to 3477 and encodes 1158 amino acids. Gene Ontology annotation, biological process: signal transduction; actin cytoskeleton organization. The transcript has 4 exons. NCBI's taxonomy places the organism in Eukaryota, Fungi, Ascomycota, Sordariomycetes, Glomerellales, Plectosphaerellaceae. The record is from RefSeq and is a predicted model, not a curated record.
AUGAGUCCUGGUUAUCCCAUGGACAACAGGGGCUGGGCAAAUGGCGGCCGACAAACACCAGACAACAGUGUCCUCUACCCUCCCCCCUCCGAGUCCCCCGGCCGCAAAUCCCCCAACAACAUCCCCCCUCCCGACGACGAUACGCGGCGUAGCGGCGAACGAAACAGAUCCAGACAUCGGAGCGGUCGAUCGGCGAGCGGUCCGCAAAGAAUAUGCAAAAAAUGCGGCGAGCCUUUGACAGGCCAGUUUGUGCGCGCGUUGGACGGGACAUUCCAUUUGGACUGUUUUAAGUGUCGAGACUGCGGUCAAAUUGUAGCUUCCAAGUUCUUCCCGGCCGACGACAACGAUGGCGAAGGCCAGUACCCCCUUUGCGAAACCGACUACUUCCGACGCCUCGGUUUGCUGUGUUUCCAGUGUGGAGGCGCCCUCAGAGGUUCGUACAUCACGGCGCUGGAUCGGAAGUAUCACGUCAACCAUUUCACCUGCUCCCUGUGCCCGACCGUCUUCGGGGCACAAGAUAGCUACUACGAGCACGACGGCAACGUCUACUGCCACUUCCACUACUCGACCCAGUUCGCCCAACGCUGCAAUGGCUGCCACACCUCCAUCCUCAAGCAGUUCGUCGAGAUCUUCCGAAACGGACAGAACCAACACUGGCAUCCGGAAUGCUACAUGAUCCACAAGUUCUGGAACGUACGACUAUCCUCCUCGGCCGAAGCCGAAAGAGCCAUCAUGGACUCCGACGACGAUGCCGUCCGGGACAGCAUACGCGAAGAAGAAGAGCGGAUGGAGGAGAAGGUCUAUCGUAUCUGGAGCGUCCUGUCUACUUUUGAAGAAUCCUCGGCAGCGUGCAUCUCGGACAUGCUGCUUCACGUUAGUAACGGAGCCUACGUCGACGGCGUCUUGGUGGCUAAGAAGUUCAUCUGGCACGUCGAGGUGCUCUUCACCGCCGCCGACCAGCUUGAUAUGACCAUGCAUCGGUCAGAGAUCAAGGGCCUGUCAUAUGGUCGGGAGGCCAAGCUGCUCUGCAAAAAAAUCGUUUCCUUCUUUUCGCUCCUGUCCAAAACGCAGGACACAGGGGCUCGCAAGCUUGGCGUUACACAGGAACUCCUCACCUUGGUCACCGGCCUCGCCCAUUAUCUGAAGCUCCUCAUCCGGAUCUGUCUGCAAGGAGCCUUGAGACUCGAGCGCGAAUCGAACAGUUCCGACGGCAUCUAUCAGUUCCUCGAUGAUUUAAGCCAUUUGGAGUCGCUCAAGCCCGACGACCCGUCUUUUCAAGUCCUGACGAGCUCCCCGCGCCUCUCAGCAAAAGACUCGGAUCAUUGCGCGCUCUGCACCAAAUCCGUCGAGGACGAGUGCGCCCUCAACAAGGACAGGCGAUGGCAUAUUGCCUGCGUCAAGUGCGCGAGGUGCAACGUCGAGUUGGGGCGCCAGCUCGAAGAUGCCCGGUACAACGCCUUCGACAGAAAGAUCUACUGCAGCAACUGCAUCAGCAUCGACGCGGAGGACAUGCAUCCCUUCGAACACAUUACCAAACUGCAACAAUACGUCUUUCUCCUCAAGGUCGCGCUAGCAAGGCUAUUGGAUAUCCUGAAGAGCAGUGGAGCUCUCUCGCGCCAAGACCUGGACCCUCGGUCGAACGGGUAUGCCACGGAAGGCGAGCGAGCGGCUGCCAGCGAGGCUGAGGAUGUAGCUCACCCCUUGAAGUCCGAUUCGCGAUCCAAGUCGUAUGCGAGCGGCUCAUCCGAGCACCACCGAGAGUCGUCGUACGAGAACACUCUGAAUGACGUCCGUCGCCUGCGAAGCACCCGGCUCGACAAACACCUGUCGGCAAGCUUCAGGAAAGCUCGCACGUCGCGGGUUCUCGAAGGCCAGGAUGGCCAGGGCGUCCAGGAAGGGACGGAGGAGGCUCGCGGCGGCCCCGCGGGCAACAUGGAUGGCGCAGGACUCUCACCCGGCGGGACGAACGACAUGAUGUUCGGCCACCAGGAUGCGCUGACGCUCGACGACAUUCCCCGAAUCGCCGCCGCGGAACAGGUCCGGGAACACAACCAGCCCGGACGCCAGGACCCUUUCCGAACUCCGGCAUCAGGUACCUCCUUCGCUCUCCAACGGUCCCGGUCGGAGGGCCGCCACGGAGAUUUGCGUCCCGGCGAUCAGGCACCGCGCAUGGGCGGCAGGAAGUUCUUCUCGGAGCUCUCCGGUCUCGAAUACUUCAACGUUCGGCACCUGGCUGUGCUGAUCAUGCACCCUUACGUGGAAAACGAAUUCUCACUAGACGAGUUGCUGAGCUUCAUCGAAUCGAAGAAGCCGCCCACCUUCUGGAAGAACCUGGGGAAGGCGUUCAAGAACGACCGACAGAAGAACAACAAGAAGAAGGGCGUCUUCCGUGUGCCGCUCGAAGUCAUCAUUGAGAAGGACGGGGCCGAGUCGACGGACGGGGUUGGACCGGGCGCGCUCAAGAUCCCCGCCAUCAUCGAUGACCUGAUCAGGUCGAUGAAGGGCAUGGACCUUUCGGUGGAAGGGGUGUUCCGAAAGAACGGCAACAUCAAGAAGGCGACGGAACUGAUCGAGAGGAUCGACAGGGACGGAUGCGAGAGCGCCAACCUGACGGAGCAGAAUGUCAUCCAGAUCGCGGCCCUGCUCAAGCGCUAUCUCCGCGACCUGCCGGACCCCCUGCUCACGCACAGGCUCUUCCGCCUGUGGCUCGCCGUGGCCAAGAUCCCGGACGCCGAGCGGCGACGGCAGUGCCUGCAUCUGACCUGCUGCCUGCUCCCCAAGGCGCACCGGGACUGCAUGGAGAUUUUGUUCUGCUUCCUGAAGUGGGCUGGCUCCUUCCAUCAGGUGGACGAGGAAGCCGGGUCCAGGAUGGACAUUAAGAACCUCUCCACCGUCAUUACGCCCAAUAUCCUGUACACGAGUUCCAAGACGCUCGCCUUGGACACUGAUCACAUGUGGGCGAUUUCCGCUGUGGAGGAGUUGAUUACUCACAUUGAGGAGAUGUGUUUGGUCCCGGAGGAGGUGAUGCGACUGAUGGAAGACCCAUCUGUGAUUAGUGGUGGUGCCAAUGCCGACCUCUCGACCAAGGAGAUCCUGAAGCGAUUCCAAGACCGGAUGGGCCAAAGACCAGCGUACGGGGAAGUCAGCGAGGUACAUAACCGUCAGGACAACUCGUCUCGACCACCGCCCACUCGGGUCGACACAGACCCUGCCGCCUUCACACAGGCGAGCAGUGUCCGGCCUGUCCAGGACCCUCUGAUGCCGUACAACAACAACAGCACCAACAACAACAGCAACCCGGGCUUGGGAACGCCGCCGCAGUUCUUGAGGGGGCCUAGCGAUCCCACCCACAACACCGCCUACAGAAGCCACUCGGAGCCGCAUAUUGACCAUGCUGACGGCAACCAGCGGAAAGAAUGGCGCAAUUCGGCAUGGGGACGGCAGAAUGGUGGAGUUGGAGUGGGCGGUAACACGUGA